Messenger RNA from Acipenser ruthenus (sterlet), 1393 nucleotides. Its product is annotated as zymogen granule membrane protein 16-like. Bases 132 to 689 code for a protein of 185 amino acids. The record is from RefSeq and is a predicted model, not a curated record. The transcript is spliced from 4 exons. Lineage: Eukaryota; Metazoa; Chordata; Actinopteri; Acipenseriformes; Acipenseridae.
AUCAUUCACACCGGGCGUUUCCGUACUGACACACAUAAAUACAGAGGCACUCUGGAAGAAGACCAUUCUGCUCUGCUAUUGUGAGACGGCCAUGCUAACUUCUUCUGAGCACAGCUGCUAUAGGCCUCAGAAUGUUCCUGCUCCUGGUCUUCAGUCUUCUCUGUGUAAGCACGGGCUCAGCAGCUGAGAUUCAGUCCAGAUUCUCUUCCAUCUCUAGUGAGGUUGGUAUUGGAGGAGGCACUGCAUUCUCAUCCUCUAGACUGCAUGUAAACGGACACAUCACUGGCCUGAAGGUCUGGGAGCGCGUUAGCAGCUGUAUAACUGGAAUUCAGAUAAAGUAUGGAGAUGUCUGGUCCCCUGUUUAUGGCCUCACGUCCGGGCAGGUUCAAGAGCUCCACCUCUAUGCCAACGAGUCCAUCAUCCAGGUGUCUGGAAAGCACAACAAUUACAUCUACCAGUUAGCUUUUGUCAGUAAUAUGGGACGGCAGUUAAUAGCUGGCCAGCCAUCUGGCUGGUCUUUCAAUUUCUACCCAGAAUACCCCGUGGCUGAGCUCAGGUACGUCAGUGGACGUUUCAAUUCGAUAGGAAUCACUUCCAUGGGAUUCCACUGGGGACUGGUGUACCCCAUGUCAAGAGCAGGAGAGCCACAGCUCUCAGAGGGGCUGGCUUCAAGCACAGAUACCAGUUAACAAAGCAGCCUUAGCAGCUUUAUCAAAUCAUGGAUUGUGAUGACAUGCCUGAAUGUUUUAAAAGAGGUAUGAAAUGUGGGUUUGAGCGGGUCAGUCCAGUCCAGGGCUCGUGAGCGGUUGAUCUGCUCCUCCAGCUUUUUAACACGUUCCUGGAGCACAGCAGAUUCACAGUGGCUGGAGUAGUGAACACUGCUGCGGGCAGACGAUCUAUCGAGGUUUGCAGUGCUGUGCAAAGAAUCAUACUUGUAAUAUUCAGGGUCCAUAAUCAUAACCAAUAAAUGGAUCAAAGACAAAAUUAAGUGCUCAUAGUCUACACAUGUACGUGUCAUAUAAAAAUGACAUAUUUAAUACAGUGUGCCCUCUUUGCAACAUCAUAGAGAAUUUGCAAUGUGUGUUCCACCUUGUAUCAGUGGAGUUGCUGUCAGUGGAGCUGCUGUCAGUGGAGUUGCUGUCAGUGGAGCUGCUGUCAGUGGAGCUGCUCUCAGUGGAGUUGCUGUCAGUGGAGCUGCUGUCAGUGGAGCUGCUCUCAGUGGUACAGACUGUGCACGCUAAUAUCCUUGAAUUAAACAUUGCCUUUCUAAAACUAAAACCUGGAGUGGAAUCACCCACAGAACCCAUGUUACAUACCAUACAGUUAAAGUCUUAUUCAUGUACCAUUUUAAGAAGAAUUAAAAAUGAAUACUGUAAAUCAAUCAAUCAAUCAA